AUGGGAGUCAUUCGAGGCCCCAGCUUGGCGCCCCUCGCAGGGUCCUCUGCCACCGCCUCGACCUCCAAAUCUGCUGCAACGUCUAGCGCUGCUUCGACUGCCCAGUCGACCACCAACGAUGCUGCAUACGCCUACGCUUCCUUGACGUUUCAAGAAGUGCUGGAAGACUUGUCCUCGCGAUUUAUCGUCAAUCUGCCCGCAGAGGAGCUGAGCUCCAUCGAGAGGAUCUGUUUCCAGGUCGAACAGGCGUGAGUUGGAGCUGAGGAGUGACAGGAAGGGAGGUAGCGCUGCAGCGCAUGCUGGACCAGAGACACGGCGCUUUCAUGAGCGCAGAUGCAGACCAGGAAGCAGACCGAGACUGAGAGUGCCUGAUUGCUAUCGCCACGCCUGCAUAGCCAUUGGUUCUACGAAGACUUUUUGCGACCUAUCAAUCCCUCGCUACCCUCGCAAGGCCUGCGGCGCUUCAGUGGUUCUCUGCUGCAGGCCUCUGCACAGACCGUGCCUUUGAUCCAGCAGUACACCUCGGGAGGUGCUCUGGAUGCCGUCUUUGACGAUUUCAUGAGGUACAAGACGAGGGUGCCGGUCUGCGGCAUCGUUCUCCUCAACACGACGUGGGACAAGGCGAGUGUUCAUUUAUGGACGCGCGCUACAGAAUCUGUCGGUGCUGAUGUGAUAUGUCUGUUUCUGCAAUGCCGCAGUGCUUACUGGUCAAGGGCUGGAAGUCAUCAUCCGCCUGGGGCUUCCCCAAAGGCAAGAUCAACCAAUCGGAAUCGGAACGAGAUUGCGCUGUCAGGGAAAUGCUGGAAGAGACGGGCUUCAAUUGCGAUGAGCUGCUGCCCAGCAACAGCGCUGAGUACAUGGAACUCACUAUGCGAGAGCAAAGAAUCAGACUUUACAUCGUUCCAGGAAUUGAAGAGGACACGAGAUUCGAGACUCUGACUAGAAAGGAAAUCUCAGUGAGUGCCGCAUAGCAGGCUUCAAUAGCAGCGUGACAAGGUCGUUUGCACGGCAUGGUUUGCCAAGCAUUUGUGCGAGGUGCACAACAACUAACGUUCUAGCUCGACUCUUGUGACGCCCACGCAGAAAAUCGCGUGGUUCAAGCUCUCGGAUUUGCCGACGUGGAAGAAGCACAAGGAGCCUGCCGCAGGACUCGGUGGCAAAUUCUACCUUAUUUCGCCUUUCGUAGGCAAGCUAAGAGCGUGGAUUCAGGAUCACAAGCACGCUACCUUGGGCGGCGAUGUCUGGGCAAAGAGCGAUCCGCUCGUGGAGAGCGAAAGAGUGGGCACACCCACCGCGCCCAGGGCCCAUCGGCCGCCAGCAGGAGCGCCGACAGGGCCUCGCGCGCAGAGGAACGGCAAGGGCAACUCGCCGGCGACGAUGAGAGACAGCAUGGAGGAAAAAGCCGUGAUGCGCUUAGAUCCUAGCUUGCUCUUUGGAGAUGCUAGUCAAAGCGCUACUCCUGCCUCCGCAAUUCCCCCCACAGGUCAGGUCAUUUCUUCGAAUGGUACUGGGCCAAGGCAAGACGGAGGCCUGCUUGCUUUGCUCGGUGUGGCGCCGCCUCAGUACGAUGUCAGUGCCGGCACUAGUAAACAGGGCAGCGGCCCUGGCUGUGGUGUGACAGGCAAAGGAGUGGAUAUGAUAAACGCUGCAGGUGAUCAGAGAGGCCGCGAACUGCUCGAUCUUUUGCGCGCUGACAGCGGUGCAUCGGGUCAUGGGACGCGGACUCAGCCAGGAGCGCCCGCUCAAGAGCUCGACGAGCGGGAGCAAGGCACGCAAGCGCUGCUCGCCGCCCUCAACCUGGGCCCUUCUGCAAGUGCUGGACAGAAUGCAGCAGCGCCAGCGCUGCCUUCAACGACCUCUCCAUCGAGUGAGACUGUCCGACGGCAUCGCGCUGAACCAUCGGCGCUGUUGGCCCUUUUGCGAGGAGAGGUUCCCCCGAGCCGGACGGACACGGGUCUUGGGACACCGCAACCAAAUGCGCUAGCUGACAAAGCAUCUGGAGGGAAUAGCACAGCUACACCUCUACCUGCACCACGAGCUCAAAACACGGCUCAUGCUCAGAGCCUCCUCAACAUGAUCGCAGCCAAGAGCUCCUUCUCUUUGCCGGGUCCGUCAGGUCCAAGCGAUGCACGUGCAGAACAACCCGUCUCUCCUUAUCCCGACAGCGUGUAUCCACACUUGGAGCAUGCAGACCCUUUUGGCCAGGCGGCAUCGAGUCAAGAAGAAGCCGCACGGGCAGUCAAGAGAGAGGCUUUGCUCGCUCGGCUUGUGCAACCUGCAACCUCACAGGUACAAAGCCACUCCCAGCCAGCUGGUAAUCACACAGCACUGCCGUCCGAAAUGCAGAGCCCUUCUGCCCCAGACUUGGACCUUUCCAGCGUCGAUCCCGCGCUACUUGCCAAAGCUCUCGGACUCCCAUGGCCUCUGCCGCCGCACCUCGCAGGCGCCAAUCCACAAGAAGCUCAUCAGGGCCACAUUGUACAGACGCCAACCAAAGCUGCGUCGACACAAGCCAGGAACCCCGUCUCCCCACACGUCCAAGAAGCCAGCAACUGGUUGGCUUCGCUGCAGGCUCAAGCGGCGCGACAAGCGCCUCAGAAUCAGACUGAUCAGCCUUCGUCGAAUUUGCAUGAAAGCAUGCCGACGCACCAGCUCCAUCCCCAGAUGUUGCCACCUUUGCCUCCUCCGCCUCACAUCUCUCAGCUGCAAGCCUCACUACCAAUGAUGGAAGCGCGUGCGCAUGGAGCGGACUUUCGGAGCGCCCCUCUUCAACAACCACCGCAACACCUUCUGUCGCCGCACCACGGCCCAGCAAUGCCAAAUGCGACUCAUGUCUCGCUUCAACGUCAGCCACCUCUUUCCACCGGAGGAGGAGCUCAAGCUCAAGGCGUCGGAGAAUUUAGAUUUCCUGCGCCCGGUAAUCUGACCGAGGGCCCCAAGUCGGUCGAGGCGCCGAAGGCUCUGAGCCCCUCUGCUGCACCUCGGCAACACUCGGUUAGUGGAGGAGCCAGCGAUUUGCUGGCGUUGCUCAACGGAGGCUCGAAUGCUUCUGCUUCAACAUCGCACUCUCCCUCUGCUCCUCUUGCACCCGCAACAGCGACAUCACACUUGCCCUUGCAUCUGUCUUCUCCCUAUCGGCACCCACAGCCGCCACCGUUUGCGCCGCAAUGGUAUAGUGUAGCGCCGCCUCCGCCUCCUCUUUCAUCGCAUCCUCAACCUCCACCUGCGCCUUGGCACCAUCCUCCGCCUCCAGCCCGAGGAAUGCUACCGCCUUUCGGGCUUUCUCCUGGAACGCAGCCACCGCCCGUCUACGCCAUCAACAGUCAGCCCGCUCCACCCGGCGAGCCUGACUUCGGCCCAUCUUUUGCUGGUCAACCUCCAAGGACGCACGGCUAG
This is a messenger RNA of Ceraceosorus bombacis, 3396 nucleotides long. The record is from the annotation of a GenBank genome assembly. NCBI's taxonomy places the organism in Eukaryota, Fungi, Basidiomycota, Exobasidiomycetes, Ceraceosorales, Ceraceosoraceae.